Molecule: messenger RNA, 1893 nt
Organism: Mesorhabditis spiculigera
Lineage: Eukaryota; Metazoa; Nematoda; Chromadorea; Rhabditida; Rhabditidae
Source: the annotation of a GenBank genome assembly
AUGCACUCGACCUGGGCGGUUUUACUUCUAUUUUCUGGAAUCUUGAAUGCCCGGGCUCUCUACUUGUAUUCCUACACUUCUAUUUUCUUACUCUCGCCGCUACUACUGACUGGUCUUUAUUUUUUGCUGAGAAACAAACAAUGUCCGCGUGAGCAGGCCAUGGCCUUUUUCGCCGAUUUUAUGGUGGGCGGACAUCGUGGGUCUCCAUGGAAAGAGCCGGAGAAUAGCAUCGAAGCUUUUCUCAAGUGUAAAGAUGAAGGCUGCCAACUCGUCGAAUUUGACAUCGAAGUGACGAAGGAUGGGAUUCUAGUGAUAAUGCACGACGAAACGACGGAUAGAACCACCGACAAAGGAUGGGUGGUUUGUGAAAGAACACUGAACGAGUUGAAGGAGUUGAAGCUGAAAUUCAUCCCGCAUGGUGGGGGAGCCGUGGAGUACAAAGGAACGGUGCCGACGCUUGCUGAGACCGUAGAGCUGUGCAAGAGCAAAUCGAUCAAGAUGCUCUUUGAUGUGAAGCAUUUUGACGAGAAUGUGAUCCAAACCAUCGCCCUUCUUUUCUCAAAGUACUCGCUCUAUGAAGUGGCCAUUGUGAGCAGCUUCAACCCGCUGGUUCCCUACUUCAUCAAGCGCCGGGACCAGAAAAUACUGACGGGUUAUACUUGGCGACGUUUCUGCAAUUCGACGAAGGGAGAGUGCGAUUUGUCCUCGAAGUACAACUCGUUCCUGAAUGCUGUUUUCGAGUUGUUUGAUGAGUUGAACCACCAACUGACCUCGCACUUCUUCUUGCCCGUGUUUUUGGGCGUCGAAAUGGUGUUGGUCAACCAUCAUGAUCUCUCACAGCUCCUCGUCUAUCACGCUCGAUACCAUGGACUCCAGGUGGUCGCCUGGACCAGCAACGAUCCGGUUGAGGCGCUCUGGAUCAGGGAAUAUUUGAAGAUCCCCUUCCUGACCGAUUCGAUGGAUGCCAUCAAUCGCGCGAUUAAAAAUGUUUGGAGGGAGCAAUUCCUGGAAGAUCGCUGCUGCACAAAAGAGGAGAUCCACAAGGAGUUCUUCAUCUCCUCAGUGCCACACAUCCUUCUAAACGUCGUACUCAUCAUCUAUUGGUAUAUUGGGGCCGUUGUUCUCCAUCAAAUCGAGCCGAAACUGCGGUAUAAGAGUCUACACGAAUCGGCAUUAUUUUGCUUCAUCACCACUUCAACUAUUGGCUGGGGCAACAUCGUGCCGGCCACCUACUACGGAAAAUGCUUCAUCAUAUUGUAUAUAAUGAUUGGUACCCCAUUGACAUAUGUUGUGCUGGGGAAUAACGGCCAAUUCCUCGUCGAUCUCUACUGGAUUCUCAAAAAGAGCUAUGCCACCAAGAAAAAGGGCGAAAUCUACGGCGGUGAGAUGCCGCUGGUGAUCAGCUACGGGCUGCUGUUGUUGCACAUUUGUCUGGGCGCCCUGUUGUACAGUUUAUGGGUGGAUCACAAAUCAUUCUUCGAAUCGUUCUAUUUGACCUUCAUCUCGAUCACGACAAUUGGCUACGGGGACGAGAUUCCGGCCACCGACCGUCGAUGGGAAUUCUACGUAACGAUGCUCUAUCUGGCCAUUGGUGUGAUCAUCGUGACGAUGGUUGUCGGCUCAAUGCAGGGGUUAUUUCAGAGGAUGCACAAUCUAGGAAGAAAUGGAAUCUCCGGCUCGCAGGCGGUCGAAAUUUGGUUUGGUGGGAGGGCGAUGCGAGUUGGAGAAUUGGUCCAUAUUGUUGCUGAACAUUUUUCGGUCGAGCCGGCCAAACUCCGACACGUCCUGAAGGAUUUGGACGAGAUUCUCGAGGCGGCGACGGCUGAGACGGAGAGCAUCGACGGUGACACGUCGCCAUUAAUGGAAGGACAUCCGGAGCAUCAAUUGACUGUG